Messenger RNA from Drosophila ficusphila, 1487 nucleotides. RefSeq lists its product as uncharacterized. NCBI's taxonomy places the organism in Eukaryota, Metazoa, Arthropoda, Insecta, Diptera, Drosophilidae. The transcript has a single exon. Bases 55 to 1389 code for a protein of 444 amino acids. The record is from RefSeq and is a predicted model, not a curated record.
CCUUCAAGGAAGCAUCGCAUUCAUCACCUACUGAAAAAAAAACUUAAAACAAAAAUGUCUCAAAUGCACAAUACCGUGUUUUACAAGGACGCUCUGGAAAUAAGCCUGCCACCGAUGGAGGAACGGGAACCGAACUAUAUCGACAACCUGCACAUUAUAUUCUUCGAGCAGAUCUUCGAAGAGAUCGAUAACCUGAGCGAUCAGGUUAGGAUGGCCAGGGCAUAUCCGCAAUUUAUGCCCCAGAUCCUCAAGUUCUGGCAGCGGCGAUUGCACUUGAUCAUUGGACCGAAUACACCAUUCCUGGGAAUCCUGGACAUCGAGGACUAUGUCUUCUUCAUGGAACACAUGGCUGAUAGCUUCACUGAUCUCCAUGUCCACGAUGGCGUUGGUUCCUUUGCUGAGUUCUACGAUUACAUCACACAUUUGUGCGACAUCAACAUCACAAGGUUUCCCAAGGUAGAGACUUGCAUAUUGGCAGGAAAUCCGAACACAGUUGUGGAUGAAGAUAUCAGGGAUUUGACAGUGAUAUUGCCAAAUCUUAAACGCCUUAUGACCUGCAUGAACAUAUCUGGUUUGUACAUGCGUGGAUUCAAGAAGUUGGAGGAGCUGAUUUUCAACUCAUUGUACCACUCGGUGCCACUGGACAGCCGCUGGAUGCAGGAUAUCUGUUUGAAUAUGACCACACUGAGGGUCCUCGACAUCACCGAUCAGUUCGACAGUUGCGUCAGACUCGCCGACAUUAAGUUGCCCAAUCUGGAAGUACUGAAAAUCAACCUCAGCACAGUCGAGUGCAUUUUAUCGGAAGUAUUGCAGUUGCCCAAGUUGCAAAAGUUAUCCGUACGAUUCGAUGAUUCCCGGCAAUUGAAUGCGGAUGAGGAGACCAUCUUCCAGCAAAUUGUGGUGGCCAAAAGCGAUCGGAUAACCAGGAUUGCUCUCAAUAACGAAGUGGUGCAGCUGCCAGCUCGCUGGCAAAACAGCCUGGUUUUGGAGCUGCCCAAGCUGAGAAAGUUGGUGUGUGAGAAUUGGUAUCACAACGACUUCUUCCUGGAGCGCCAGCAGAUGCCCUGCCACCAAAUGGAGGUGAUCAGCUUCAGCGGCUGGGAGAUCGUGAGGGAAUAUCAGCUCCUCGAAUUGGUCACCGAGUGUGUCAACCUGGAGCACUUGGCUCUAAAUAGCUACCACAGCAACUGGGAGAAACUGAUCAAGUUGGAGAACAUUCGCAACCUGGAAAGGAACAAGAAGCCCCUGCAAGUUUUCAGCGACAUGAUGUGGGGCAACUUCACACCCGAGGAAUAUUACCACUGGCAGUGCAACAAAUAUGUUCAAGUGACCUGCGACAACAGCGAAUACGAUUACCAGGAGGAUGGCUUCGAAUUCGAUUUUGAGUAAAAAAAAGCUACUCAUUAACAGCGGAUUGUAUAUAUACACACUAUCUAAUAUUUUCUAUGAAUUUGUAAUUUUUUUUGUUGUAAAUAAAUAAAACGCAC